Messenger RNA from Malaclemys terrapin pileata, 4132 nucleotides. RefSeq names its product zinc finger protein 436-like. The coding region runs from base 11 to 1777 and encodes 588 amino acids. The transcript has 6 exons. Gene Ontology annotation, molecular function: DNA-binding transcription factor activity; RNA polymerase II cis-regulatory region sequence-specific DNA binding. Lineage: Eukaryota; Metazoa; Chordata; Testudines; Emydidae. The record is from RefSeq and is a predicted model, not a curated record. Gene Ontology annotation, biological process: regulation of transcription by RNA polymerase II.
UCCCGUCCCCAUGCAGCGCGGCUGCAGCCCGGGGUGGAGCUGCGGGGCUCGGCCCAGGAAGGGGCUGGAGCAGCCGGGGCGGAAGCAGGGAAAACAAAGCACAGAAACAAGGGGGGGGCAGCUCCGGGCGGUGCAAUACAAGCCGCUGCUCCCCCGGGGAUCCGUGUGUGUGCUGGGGGGGGCAUUAACCCCUCCCUGCCCGGCGGGGGGGGACUUUCUCCAGCGGGGAGCCGCCCCCUGGGGCAGCCCCGGAGCCAGAGGCUGCAGUUCAUCCCAGCCUCCCGUGGGACAGGGAAGGGAAAUGGCUGCAGUGGAGCCCGUCCAGGGGCCGGUGACCUUUGAGGAGGUGGCUGUGUAUUUCACCAGGGAAGAGUGGACUCUGCUGGACCCCGCUCAGAGAGCCCUCUACAGAGACGUCAUGCAGGAGAACUAUGAGAAUGUGACCUCGCUGGGGUUCCCAGUAUCCAGACCUGAUGUGAGCUCCCAGCUGGAACGAGGGGAAGAGCCAUUGGUCCCAGAUCUCCAGGGCUCGGAGGACAGAGAGAGCAUCUGCACGGCAGGUGAUGGGACGGUGAGUGAGACGAGGGAGCAGAAUUCUAAAGAGGAAGAUACUGAACAAGUGGAACUGCACAGGGCAUCAUCACAAAGAGCCAAAGGGAAUGUGCCUGGGAAUUGUGAGCAGGGAGAAGGUUAUGGGCAUCAGCAGAGACCAGAGCAGCAGCCGGGAAACCAGACAGAGGAAAAAGUGGGUAAAUCCAUUAAUUGUUGGGAAACUCACAAAGAUGUCAAGGGAACCCCAGCCCAGCAGAGAAUCCUCAGGGGAAAGAGAAACAACCCAGGCACUGAGUGUGGGGAAAACAUCAGUAGAUGCUCAGACCUUAUUAACCAUGAGAGAAUCCAGACGGGAGAGAAACCCUAUGAAUGCUGUGAGUGUGGGAAAAACUUCACUCAGAGCUCAGCCUUCGUUACACAUCAGAGAAUUCACACGGGAGAAAGACCCUAUGAAUGCUGUGAGUGUGGGAAACGCUUUGCUCAGAGUUCAGCCCUUCUGAUACAUCAGAGAAUCCACACAGGGGAGCGACCCUAUGGAUGCUGUGAGUGCGGGAAAAACUUCACGAACAGCUCAGCCCUUAUUACGCAUCAGAGAAUCCACACGGGGGAGAGACCGUAUGAAUGCAGUGAGUGCGGGAAAAGCUUCACUCAGAGCUCAAACCUUACUAUCCAUGAGAGAAUCCACAGGGGAGAGAGACCAUAUGAAUGCUGUGAGUGCGGGAAAAACUUCCCUCGGAGCUCAGCCCUUAUAAGACAUCAGAGAAUCCAUGCGGGGGAGAGACCGUACGAAUGCAGUGAAUGUGGGAAAACGUUCACUGAAAGCUCAGACCUUCUUAUACAUCAGAGAGUCCACACAGGAGAAAGACCCUAUAAAUGCAGUGACUGUGGGAAAACCUUCACUAAGAGAUCAGUCCUUGUUACGCAUCAGAGGAUCCACACAGGAGAGAGACCCUAUGAAUGCUGUGAGUGCGGGAAAACCUUCACUCAGAGCUCAGCGCUUAUUGCACAUCAGAGAAUACACAGAGGGGAGAAACCCUACGGAUGCUGUGAGUGCGGGAAAAGCUUCACUGACAAAUCAGCCCUGAUUGCCCAUCAGAGAAUCCACAGCGGAGAGAGACCCUAUGAAUGCAGUGAGUGCGGGAAAAACUUCGCACGUAACUCAGCCCUGGUUACGCAUCAGAGAAUCCACACAGAGACCUGUGCCACCAGAGAGAUCGACGCCUAGGCUCCUGUGCAGCGAAUGGAUAGAGAUCGGCACUGCGGCUCCCGUACAGCGAAUGGGGAAGAAAUUGGCACCUUGGAAUGGGAUCCACAAACCCUGUCGUGCUAGGUGGCUUCUCACCUAAGCUAGCCAGGGGAGAGGCCCAUGACAGGGAAAUGCUAAGCCCAAACCUCAGACAGAGAGCGGUGGAUCUCUGCUGCUGAGCACCAGACUUGGGAACCAGCCGGAUUAGGUGCCUACGUCAUUUCUUCCGAGAAUGGGGGAGGCACUUGCCUCAUUCCACCCCCAGCAUCCAGGGGAGGAGGCAGGCAUGGUGGCACCCACCAUAUCACGGUUAGCCCAGUGGGCAGAGUAAUCGGUCCCAAACUUUUCCCUAGGGCAACCCACCAACCCAGCUGCAGUUUGACUUUUUGGGGACCCGCCAUUAUCCCUUCUCCCCUUCCCAGCUGAUUCCUUGCCCUGCUCCCUUGAACCACCCUGGUGCUCUCCCUCCCCAUCGCCUCUCCGCCCCCAGCCUCUCCCUCCUCUCCCCUGACAGUCGUUGGGGUUUAGGGCCACAAGGGAGCAGCAGAUCAUCUGGGGCUGACCUCAUGUAUAGGAGAGGCCAGAGAACAGAAGGGGCACCAGUGGCUGACGCCCGUGCAGUGGCAGAGACACGCUGAUGCUGAUGUACCCUUGUUGCCAAGGCAUUUGAGAUUCGUUGUCCCAAAUCAGAGGGAAGUGGAAAUGAAUGAGGAAUUUUAUAUCCCCCAGUUGAUAAACGAGGUAGAGGGGUGAAAGUUGAGUGGAACGCCAUCUACAUUUUUGGGAAUUAGAGAGAAAAUGGGGGAAAAAACUUGCAAGGACUUUAUCUCAACCAAUAAUCAAGAAUUUGACAAAACAGCAACAUCGGAGAAGAUCUGAUGUUAAUACACCUCUACCUCAAUAUAACACGAAUUCAGAUAUAACACGAUAAAGCAGUGCUCGGGGAGGGGGGGCUGCGCACUCCGGCGGAUCAAAGCAAGUUCAAUAUAAUGCAGUUUCACCUAUAACGCAGUAAGAUGUUUUGGCUCCCGAGGACAGCGUUAUAUCGCGGUAGAGGUGUAUAUCAUUAGAUGGGAAAAUCUCAGGGGAUAAUAGAUCAGUUACAGAUAAUUAGAGAAAAACGGGGCCAUUUUUUAAAGGAUGCUAUGUCACUAUUUUAGAAUGAAGGCGUAAGCGGGGGUGAAAACCUAUAUAUUUGUUCACAGAGAAAAACACCAAUAUCAAUGUUCGGUAAUUUGAGAGACAGACGGGAGACAUUAUAUAGACAUGAUCAAUAAACAACAGAAGGGGAUGGUUCCCUCUUGGCUGACAAUCACACGGCAGCAAGGAGCCCUGGGCAAUGCUGCUUUAACAGGGGAUGGGAUGAGGGUGAAUGCAGCCAGUGGGAAGCGGGAGAGCCUGGGGGGUCUGGGACCAUGACUAGCCGCUGGUGGCAGGAGGGGGCUGGGUUGGGCUGGGGUAGGGACGAAGCAGGAAGCAGUUGGGAGACGGUAAUCUGGGGCUGGGCCGUCUCCAUGGGGGGACGGACACGCUUCUCCCUUUCUGUCUUGUGCCCUUUCCAUGCCUUGUUGCUGGCAGAGAAUGGCCACCCAAUCCCCACCCCAGAGGCAGGCGCAUCUCAGGGUCCUCUUAUUCUGCACCCACUAACCCCCUGCCCAUUCGGGGAAUGGCUGAGGGCAUCGAGUUCCCCCCAACACAAGAAUGAUUUGCUGCAGAUAAAAUGGGUGGGAAAACAUCCCAAAUCGGAGGCGAUUUUAAACUGAGAUUCGAGAAUUAGAGAGAAAAUGGGGGCAAAACCUGAGCAUAACAGAUAAAAAAGCAAUACUGUGAGAGAAAAGGGGGGAAACUGACGAGAAUUUUAUAGCCAUACUUGAUAAUUACAGAGAAAGGGGGAAGACUGUCAGGGUGCAGGGGCAGCACUGCAGAAUGACCGCCUGCCAUUGUCCCUGCGGUGACACAAAUCUGACAUCAGGAAUCAAAAUACUCAAAAACCAGUGGGAGAACACUUUAACCUGUCUGGUCAUUCAAUGACAGACCUGCGGGUGGCUAUAUUACAACAGAAAAGCUACAAAAACAGACUCCAACGAGAGACUGCUGAGCUGGAAUUGAUAUGCAAACUAGACACAAUCAACUCCGGUUUGAAUAAGGACUGGGAAUGGCUGAGCCAUUACAAACAUUGACUCUAUCUCCCCUUGUAAGUAUGCUCACACUUCUUAUCAAACUGUCUGUACUGGGCUAGCUUGAUUAUCACUUCAAAAGUUUUUUUCUCUUACUUAAUUGGCCUCUCAGAGUUGGUAAGACAACUCCCACUUGUUCAUGCUCUCUGUAUGUGUG